AGGCGACGUAAGUCGUCGAGUCCAUUGACGCCAGCCUGGCGGCCUCCGACUAGUCCGAAAGGGAGAACUCGUCGGCGGAAGGUAGCACCUCCUUCACGGACUCACAGUGUGGAAGGGCUUCUGGAUUCUUCAGUGAACCGAGGAGUCAACUCUCCUCCAGAGGCGCCCUCACGGAGUCAGAGCACCGAAAGGAUAAUCGAUUCCCCACCUCCUCCCUCACGCACACACAGUUCUGACGCUCUGUUGGAGUCCACUCCAGUAUCCGAUGCGGUUACUGAACCACUGCUGGAGAAGUCUGCCAGCCUCGGUGAAGACCUAGACACCAUCUCCGACUCGGUUACCUCCAGUAGCGAUACCCUCAAGCGAAAACGGAACUUUAUGGACCGGUGUGUGAACAAGGUGCGGUCCCUGAUCAAGAAAUAAUUCAUAGCCGAUACCAGUGAGCAAAUUGUAAACACAAAGUGUUGUUCUCGAGAUCUCAUUCUUUAGUCCCCACAGGAUACUGACGUAUCAACCUGUAGUCGUUUCAAGAUAAGACAUGUUUUUGAUGUUUUAAUAAAACAGUUUUUACGAUAAUCAGAAUGAUUUGUACAUUUUACAUAAUAUUUUUUAUUUUCCUCCCUGGAAUGUCUAUAUGGUACAGGUUUCUUGCACAAACUGUAAAUAGAAUUUCAAAUGUAAUUAUUUACAUUACCCAUGAGAUCUUAUGUAGAGUUUUGUUUUGUCUAUGUGCCUUUGUAUACUGCUGUUGUGUCUUUGUUGCCUUUCAAGUGCAGCUAUCGUGUAUAUAUUGUUACAAAUGUUUUGUAUUAAGAUGAUUGUAUAGUGUUAUUGAGUCAGCCUCUUUACGGCUUUAGCAUCAUGUGAUUUUUACAUGGCAGUUAUGUUUAUUUUUAUAUAAUACUGUAGAGUUUUUUAUUAGUUCUCACUCUUGUUUGCCAAUUUAGAUUUUAAGUAGAACAUAAUAGUUGUAUGUGAUAAAUCCUGUAAUUUAGACCUGUGAAUUGUUUUAAUUUAUUGUGUUUAAAUUUCUUUUACAAAAUAAUAAAAUUAACAUAAUUGAAAAUAAAAUUAUUUUAGUAAGCUAA
Homalodisca vitripennis (glassy-winged sharpshooter) is the source of this 1088-nucleotide messenger RNA. RefSeq lists its product as uncharacterized. Lineage: Eukaryota; Metazoa; Arthropoda; Insecta; Hemiptera; Cicadellidae. The annotation marks the transcript as partial. The transcript has a single exon. The record is from RefSeq and is a predicted model, not a curated record.